Molecule: messenger RNA, 1581 nt
Organism: Salarias fasciatus (jewelled blenny)
Lineage: Eukaryota; Metazoa; Chordata; Actinopteri; Blenniiformes; Blenniidae
Gene: cfl1
Product: cofilin 1
Exons: 4
Coding region: 153-656 (167 amino acids)
Biological process (GO): actin filament depolymerization
Cellular component (GO): actin cytoskeleton
Molecular function (GO): actin binding
Source: RefSeq, a predicted model, not a curated record
AAUUUCACAAACGCUCCUGCUCGUGCACGAUUCUCGACUCGGGCUCGCUCUUUAUAAGCGCGUCCGCGUCGUGCAUUCAAUGUGCAAGUGAGAGGUUCAAUCCGUCACCAAGGUCCGUUGAAUCCGAAGCAGACGAUCCCAGAGCUACAACAAUGGCCUCCGGAGUGAAAGUCACAGAUGAGGUCAUCGCCGUCUUCAAUGACAUGAAGGUGCGCAAGGCCCAGGCCAACGAGGAGGAGAAGAAGAGGAGGAAGAAGGCCAUCCUGUUCUGCCUCAGCAAGGACCUCAAAAAUAUCGUUCUGGACGACGGCAAAGAGAUCCUCCUAGGUGACGUAGGAACCACCGUGCCAGAUCCGUACGAGAGCCUGGUGAAGAUGCUGCCCCCAGACGACUGCCGCUACGCCCUCUACGACGCCACCUACGAGACCAAAGAAACAAAGAAGGAGGACCUGGUCUUCAUUUUCUGGGCUCCAGACAGCGCUCCCCUGAAGAGCAAGAUGAUCUAUGCCAGUUCAAAAGAUGCUAUCAAGAGGAAAUUUGAGGGCAUCAAACACGAGUGGCAGGUGAACGGUUUGGAGGAUCUGAAAGACCGACACACCCUGGCAGAGAAGCUGGGCGGCUCAUCAGUAGUCAGCCUGGAAGGAUCCCCUAUAUAAAUAUUUGUCCACUUUUCCUCCAGCUUCAACUGAAUGAAGUUUUCAGACACAUCUGUUGGGUUUAGCUGUUCAUUCCAGUUUGGUGUGGAGACGGGGAAAAAAACAGAACCAGCAUUAUUUCAGGGAGGGAAUGUUGUGGGUGGGUUUGGGGUCAAGUGAUAGUUUAAAAAAAAAUACACACACACACACACACACACACACACAAAGAAAAGUGCAGCCUGUCAUUCCAGUCCAUGCAACAUUUAAAAAAAAAGCAUAUGAACAAAACACAAAAGAAAUAUAAAAAUACAACAGAGGUAGGAUGAUGAUAAAAAGUAAAAUACACUUAUUGGUCCUGUGUAAGAGCAGGAUUUAGUUCUUUCCAGGUUGCAGAGGAAGGGACUGACAUCAACCUUUUAGUUUUCCAACCACUGAAUCCUGAUUAAAAAAAAAAAAUUUCCUUUUUUUUUUUCUUUUUUUUUUUUUUUUUUUUUGGCCAAACUUCUAGUUAAGUUUUGUAAGUGUGUGUGUAGUUGAGACUAGGUGUAGUAUGAACUAAUUCACUCUUGCUUGCACAAGGUGUAUCAAAACUUUUUUCUGGAGGAACACUGUUUAAAUAUAUAUAUUUUACCUCUUUUGUUAUGCCAUUGUUUUUGUUUUGGGUUUUUUUUUUUUUUUCUUCUUCAACAUGCAAAUUCCAAAACUUGAGUGAUCCUUUAUUUCAAUUUCCCUGUCAGGAAAAAUACGGCAUUCGAUGUAAUAACACAGACAUUUCUUGUACUUGUCAAAAGAGAAAAAAAAAAAACAGGAUAUCCUCGAUAUGAAGUGUCAUGAAGGUCUGUGGGGAGCGAUGUGUAUGAGAGACCGGCAGUGUAGACUGGAUAUUGAAUGGUGGAUGUUUUGUAUCGUCUCCUUAUCUCUAAUAAAAAAAAAAAGCACUAAACUA